AUGCAGCUUCUCAACUCUGUGUUCUUGAUCUCCUUGCUCUCCACGGGCCUUGUGAGCGCCCUCGCUCCUCGCUCAUCCGUAGACGGCCCUUGCACUGGCUCCGGUGGAGCUCCUGGUGUCUGCAUCUCUACUUCUUCUUGCUCGAGUGGGGGCGGCUCGUUCAUUUCAAACGCUUGCCCAGGCACUGCCGACAACAUCAAGUGCUGCGUCAAGCCAAAGUGCGCCUCCGGCGGAAGUUGCAAGUGGACAUCCCAGUGUGGUGGCACCACUCAGUCUGGGCUCUGCCCUGGCCCGGCCAACUUUAAGUGCUGCAUACCUUCAAGUGGAACAGGAAACCUUCCAGGCCUGGACUCUGUCCAGACCAGGAAUGCGCGUGCAAUCAUUGCUCGGGCCAAGGGCGACUUUUCUGCCAGCCAGGAGAAGCAGGCUUGCUACAUCGCUAUCACUACAGCUUUCCAGGAGUCCGGUAUCCGCAUCCUCGCCAACUCCGAUUAUCCGGCGUCCUUGAACUACCCUCACGAUGGCGUUGGUCACGACCAUGACUCUGUCGGUAUUUUCCAACAGCGACCUUCAUGGGGAAGCACGAAAGACAGGAUGAAUGCGGAUCUGAGUGCGCACUUCUUCUUCAACGCUCUCAAGAGGGUCAGCAACUGGCCGAGCCUUCCAAUCGGAACGGCCGCCCAAAAAGUUCAGGUCUCUGCAUUCCCAGAUGCUUACAACAAACAUAUUACGGCGGCGAAGAGCGUCUGCAACGCCGGCUGGUAA
Didymosphaeria variabile is the source of this 765-nucleotide messenger RNA. RefSeq lists its product as uncharacterized. Bases 1 to 765 code for a protein of 254 amino acids. The record is from RefSeq and is a predicted model, not a curated record. Lineage: Eukaryota; Fungi; Ascomycota; Dothideomycetes; Pleosporales; Didymosphaeriaceae. The transcript has 3 exons.